AAGGAAUACUUAAAACAAAGUCGUCUGGUCAUCGCGUUGUUUUUCUGGUUGGAAUAUUCAGAAUUUCAGGACCCUCCUCUAAAUUGAAGGAAUAUUUUCUCCUGUUUUUGAGUGUUCGAGGGAUAAGCCAUGCCGGUUUUUCACACGAAAACGAUCGAAGCAAUUUUGGAUCCUGUCGCCCAGCAGGUUUCUCAAUUGGUUAUCCUCCAUGAAGAAGCCCAGGAUGGAAACGCCAUGCCUGACCUAUCAAAUCCUGUCAUGGCGGUCAGUGCUGCUGUCCAGAACCUGGUCAAGGUUGGGAAGGACACUGCCAACAGCACAGACGACAAGAUCUUGAAACAAGAGAUGCCUCCUGCCUUCACAGGUGUAGAAGAAUCGUCCAACAAGCUGGCUGAAGCGGCCAUGGAACUCAAACGAGAUCCGUACUCCUCACCGGCCAGGAAAAAACUGAUUGACGGUGCAAGAGGUAUUCUGAGUGGAACUUCUGAUCUCCUUCUCUGCUUCGACCAGUCUGAGGUCCGCAAGAUUGUCCGGGUGGCUAAGGGUGUCCUGGAAUACCUGGCCGUCUCUGAAGUGGUUGAAUGUCUGGAAGAUCUGGUGACAUUUGUCAAGAACUUGUCUCCCGGGAUGGCCAACAUGGCCAACAAAGUUACCUCAAGAAGCAAGGAACUGACCCAUACUGCCCAUGCCAAUGGACUGAUCAACCACACCGAGAACCUCAAGAGGACCACACCGGUCCUGGUGUCCUCUAUGAAGAUCUUUGUCACUGUACUCAAGAAAGGAGGAGCAGGACGGGAUGAGGCUCAGCAGAACCGCAACUACAUCAUUGGAUGCAUGUCCCACGAUGUGAACGAGAUCAUCCGCAUCCUUCAGCUCACCUCUGCUGAUGACGAUGAACUGUCCCUGGAUGAUCUUGCAAUCAUGAAGAAAUCCUUGUUGAAUAUCACCAACCAGAUGACCAUGGCUCAAACUUGGUUGGCCAAUCCCAAUGGUGAACCUGGUGGCUUAGGUGAGAAAGCAGUGCGAGAUAUCCUGAGGGAUGCCAGGAGGGUAGCAGACCGCCUUGAGGGACCCCAAAGGGAACGUCUCCUUGCAGCAAUAAAUGAAAUUGAGGCAAUGAUGAAUGAACUUUGUGACUUGAGGGCCAAGGGACAAGGUAAUUCCCCUCGUGCUCUGCAGCUUUCGAAGCAGAUCGGGGAGAGACUGGAGAACCUUCAUCGGAUGGUGGAUGGUUCGGUCAAGGAAGCCAUUAGGAGUGGGGUGACAAGGACUGCUUACACCCUUGCGGGUAAAGUGGAGCAGGCCCAGAAGUGGCUUAGGAACCCUGCCCAAGACGACAAAGGAGUGGGACGCAAAGCCAUUGCUGGUAUCGUUGCCCAGGGAAGGAAGGUGGCUCAGAACCUGACAGGCCCGGAACGAUCAGAACUCCUGAGGCUCUGUGAUGAAGUCGAAGGCCUCUCUCAACAAAUAACGGAUCUUGUAAACCGGGGACAGGGGAAUUCCCCAGCAUGCUUGGAGGCUGCAAGAAGACUUGCUGAGAAACUUCCCGUUCUGCAGAAAGCCAUAGAGAAUGCAUUAGUGAGGGAGGUGGCCGAUGUUUUCAUGGACACCACAACACCACUCAAGGAGUUAGAAAGAGCAGCUAAGGCUCCUAUUAAUGUGCCUGACAGGCAACAGACCUACACCUCAAAGGCAACAAUCUUCUUGAGGCAUGCCAACAAGUUGUCGGACACUGCCAAGCUCGUGGCUGAGGCAGGGGCCAGCAACGACAGGCCGCUGGUUGUAGAACUCAACACCAAAGCACAGGAAGUGAAGGAUCUUGCCCCGCAGGUGGUGGCCGCUGGGAAGGUUCUUCUGCUCAACCCGGAUGAACCGAAUGCAGUUGCCCACUUUGAUGAGUUGAAGAAGGAAUAUGUGGGAAAAGUCGAGGCUCUGACCGACUUGGUAGAUCAGGCUGUUGAUACUGUGGAAUUCGUCAAAGCAUCCGAGGAAGCGAUCAAGGCCGAGAGUGAAGAUGUAGAUAGGGCCAUCAAGCAGAACAACGCCCCUGUCAUCGCGGAGAAGGCAUCCAACAUCGCUAGGCGUGCCCAGCGGGUCGCCGUGGUCGCCUCCAAAGAAGCCGCCAAUUCAGAGGACCCCAAGUUCGUCCAUGAUGUCAGCCAGGCAGCCAAUCAGCUUUCAGCAGAUAUACCAGCUUCUGUGAUAGCAGCUAAGACAGUUUCCCAAAACCCCAAUGACCGGAAUGGACAAGACCAUUGGUAUUCAGCAAAUAAACAGUUGAGGAAGUCUAUUGCAGCUGUGCGAAUCCCUCUCACCGUCGAAAUUCCUCUGGAGCAGUCCCUCCCUCCGCCACCGCCUCUCCCCCCCAUGGGAGCGAUGGAACAUUCUGCAGUGCCACUGCAGAGAGGGCCGUCCUUUGAUCCAAUCCAGGCAUCGUCCGGCUACGCAACAGAGAGUGCACCAGCCGUGCCUCCUCCACCUCCGAGCUCCGCCUACGCCAGCCAAGCCACGCCCUCUUACCAGGAUUCCCUACCAAAUGCUUCUCUUCAAUCCUCCCACCCUCUAAACCCUGUGACCUCUGACCUUCGACCCCAAGGCCAUCCUCUUCAUAUGACCUCUCCCUUUGACCCAACACUAACUUCCGACCCUAACACAAGUGGUCCUUCCUCCAACCAACCAAACUUUGUCUCGAGCUCCUCAAUACGCUUGAACCCUCAGCCUCUGCACGACCCUGCUGUGACCUCCUCACCCCUCUAUGACCUCAGCAUGACCCCUGUUGACCUGGAGAAUGGUGAGCAGUCCGUGCCGCCCCCUCCCCCGCCCCCGCCCCCAAAGGCAACCUCGGAACCUGCAGACUACCAGCCUUUAGGGACAUCUCGCAAUUUUCCUCACGGCCACGGCUCUUCACAGAAGAGGGCGCCCUCUGCUCACGAUCCAGCAAGUCAACAUAAGGCUCCUUCAUUCACUAUUCCACAAGAGAUACAAGACGACUUGGACGCCGUGCUGAAAACGUUCCCAAAUUACCCUAGCACGCCAUCGGUAGAGACUCCUACUUAUGCCCCGCCCCCUGUGAGAUCGGCUCCGCCCAUCACGUCUCCCAAGCCAAGACAGGUGCAAUCAGAUGUAGGAGAUGUACGCAAGGCGCUUACAGUCAACCAGGAGCCAGCUAUUCCACCACCACCUGAUAUGAGCAAACUCCAGCUUGAAGAGGCUGCCCCACCCAGGCCACCCCUCCCUGGUGAUGUACCCCCACCCCGCCCACCACCCCCUGAAGAUCAGUCCCUGCCAGUCCCAGAGCAAGGAUCUCACCAACCCAUUAUGCAAGCUGCAUAUGACCUUCAUGUUGAAACAGCACAGUGGUCCAGCAAGGACAAUGAUCUCAUUGCAGCAGCUAAACGAAUGGCACAACUCAUGGCUGCCAUGAGCAAACAUGUCAGUGGAGAGGGUGGUAAUAAGAAGGACCUGAUAGACACCGCUAAGGAGAUCGUCAAGGUCGCUGCCUUGGUGACCCGCCUGACCCGCGAGAUAGCCAACCAGUGCACCGAUAUCCGUAUGCGAGUGAACCUUCUUCAAGUUUGUGAGCGGAUCCCUACCAUCAGUACUCAGCUCAAGAUCUUAUCAACAGUCAAGGCUGUCAUGCUUGGAUCACAAGAAUCAGAGGAGGACAUGGAAGCCACAGAGAUGCUGGUCGGCAACGCCCAAAACCUGAUGAAAGCCGUCAAGGAAACGGUCAGAGCUGCCAAAGCCGCCUCCAUCAAGAUCAGAACGGAUGCAGGCUACAAGAUGAGAUGGGUCCGCCAAAGACCAUGGUACCAGUAGGUCCACCCAAGAAGAUGCCACUGCUUUGAUGUUCUGUAAGGCACUUAUGCCGACCCUUCAGAAAUUGAAUUCGCCCUAGUCGAAGCCAUAUUCAUUUUAAAUGCAUCUCCUUAGCAAAAUUUCUCGGAAGAUAAGAUGGGUCCGCUAAAGACCUUGGUACCAGUAGGUCCACCCAAGAAGAUGCCACUGCUUUGAUGUUCUGUAAGGCACCUUGUCUUGACCUUUCAUGAUUUGAAUUCGCCCAAGUCAAAGCCAUAUUCCUUUUAAUUGCGUCUCCUUAGUAAAAUUUCUCCGAAGAUAGGUUUGUCAACGAUUUUGGUACCAGUAGGUUUAUCCAAGAAGAUGCCACUGCUUUAAUGUUCUGAAAGAUACCGUAUGUUGACAUUUCCUUAAAUUGAUUAUGCCCAAGUCCAAGCUUUUUUUCAGACCAGAAUAUAUAGAAUCUUGUGUGAUAUCCCACUCCUAAGUCAGAGUUCCUGUAAGAUGAGAUGGGUUCGCGAAGCUCUUUGAUACUGGUAUGUUCUUCCAAGAAAAUGCCACUGCUUUAAUGUGCUGUAAGGCACCAUAGGUCCAUGUACCUUGCCAAAAGUCCAUGCCACGUCUUUUAUCAGGCAUCCUGCUCUGAAGGAAGAAUGCAUCUUUUCAGAGUGGCUUUCUUUCAUUCUCCAUUGUGUUUUCUAUGAUAAAGUGUGAGAAUUGGUACUGAAAGCGUGCUUGUAGGAUUCCAGCACAAAAGACACGGCUCCGACUUUUUACAAGGUAUGUUAAUGUUCUGUGAGGCAUCUUGCAUCUAUCUACCUUCCAUAGAUUGAAUCUGCCAAAGUCGAAGCCAUUUUCAGACCUGCUUAUGUAAAAUCUUGUGAGAUAUCCCACUCCUAAGUCAUAUUCCUCAGUGGAUGAGAUGGUUAGAAGAUCUUCAAAGACCUGGGAUGUGUGUCAUGAAAGUUGUCAGUGCCGACAAUAUCAGUGGAAUCCUUGGUUUUGAUCAGCCGAGAGGCACUGGCCUCUGACUGUUACUAUAGUAAUUGUUGCAGGAAGUCAUCUUGUCAGUGAUGAUAACUUUCGUGAAACGGUCCCAAGGUACAAUUAGGCUCUUCCAAGAGGAAGCCAUAGCUGCAAAUCUCACAGUGCCGAUGGCAGCGUUAGUUGCCCAAGACACUUUAAAUUUUUGUAUCAAGCAUUACCUUACUUAGAGAUCGAUCUGGGAACCAUUACGGAAAGAGUUGCAAUCAGACGCAAACCUAAGUAUCCAGCGCAAGUCUUAACCCUAGUAAGAUGGAGGGGGGGGGGGCUGAUUCGGUCAAAA
This is a messenger RNA of Lytechinus variegatus (green sea urchin), 5125 nucleotides long. RefSeq names its product vinculin-like. The coding region runs from base 130 to 3819 and encodes 1229 amino acids. The transcript has 26 exons. Gene Ontology annotation, cellular component: actin cytoskeleton. Lineage: Eukaryota; Metazoa; Echinodermata; Echinoidea; Temnopleuroida; Toxopneustidae. The record is from RefSeq and is a predicted model, not a curated record. Gene Ontology annotation, biological process: cell adhesion. Gene Ontology annotation, molecular function: actin filament binding; structural molecule activity.